AUGGCGCCCACUCCCGGAAUCUUAUAUGUGACAAUGCAACCCUCCUCCGAUCUUCCUACAUCCCUAUUCCACGACUGGUACAACAAUGAGCACGGCCCUACGCGUCUUCGCCUUCCUUUCGUGGGAAACGGCUUCCGCUACCGCGCAACAGACCUCGAGACCCAAGGCACAGGGACGGACGACAUGCCGGAAUGGAUGGCCAUCUACGAUAUCACGGACAUGGAAGAGUUGACCCGAGAGACGUAUCUGAGGCUGAGGGGGGAUAAUAUGAAGAGUCAGAGGGAGAAGGAUGUGAUGAAGCAGAUUAAGGUAGGGAGAAAGCUUUAUGACUUUGUGUCGGAGCGGAAAGGGGAGGGGUUCAAGAUAUUAGAGGAAGUGGGUGUAGGAGAAAGGCAGGGGAAUGUUUUAUGUGCAGUAUUCUUGACUUUGAAGCAAGGGCAAGAUAGCAAAGAGCUGGAUAGGUGGUAUGAUAAGGAAUAUACUGAUAUGAUGUCAAAAAUUCCCGGAUGGUUGCGUACCAGGCGUUUCGUGACUUCGUCGAUCUUAGAAGGGAAGGAGGGAAUUGAAUACCUCGCAAUCCAUGAGUUUGCACCGGAGAAUGGACUUCAUGGCGAGGAAUUCGAGGCUGCGAUGAUUAAACCCUGGCGGAACGAGAUUAUGGCGAAUGUGAUUCAAGAUGUGAAGUGGCGCGUUUACGAGCUAUACUAUAUAUUUGGCGCCGCCCCAAGACAUUUGAAAGACGUGGCGGAAUUUAAUUCACCAGAUGGACAGACAAGGACAAACCCUACCUCACCUGGUGGCAGCGGAACAAUCGAAUCAUUUAUCACUACUCCAGACGACGUUGUUCUCCCCUACAGACUGGAAGGAUGCUCCGAACCCGAUGCUCCCUGUAUCGUUUUGAGCAACUCCAUUCUCGUCGACUGGGGCAUCUGGAACGGGUUCAUUGCCUCAUUUCUAUCUUAUCCGCAAAACAGGAAAUAUCGCGUUUUACGCUAUCUCACCCGAGGGCGAUCGAGUAAUUGUGGAAGCCAAGCCAUUACCGUGGAUGUACUUGCAUCUGACAUUAUUGCCCUCCUUGGCGCUUUGAGAAUCCCAAGAGCUGCGGGCCUCAUUGGUGUUAGUCUUGGAGGUGCAACGGUGUUGAAUACGGGAAUGAAAUAUCCGGAUAGAGUUGCGGCGUUUGUCUCAUGCGACACAAGCUCAAAAAGCCCCGAAGGAAAUAGCAAUGCCUGGGGCGACAGAAUUGAUGUUGCGGAGCAGGAAGGCGCAACGGCACCGAAUGGGGAGAGGGUGGUAGGAGAGCAAUUGGCGGAAAUGACGGUGAGAAGGUGGUUUGUCAAAGAGAGCUAUGAUGGAGGUUAUCUGGAGAAAAGGAUACAAAAGGUCAAAGCCAUGGUUGCAAGUAAUAGUCUUGAGGGAUUCAAGAGAAGUGUAGAGGCAUUGUUUGAGUACGACUUGCGAGCAGAGAUGAGAGAGAGUGGCGUUCCUGGUGCAUUUGUGGUAGGAGGUGGCGAUGGAAUUUUACCUGGCACUAUGAAAGAGAUGGCGGCAGCAUAUGGACCUGGUGCGGUGUACUCUGUUAUUGCUGGAGCAGGACAUUUGCCCAUGGUGGAAAAGCCACAGGAAUUUGCAGAGACAGUGAGGAAGUUCAUGGCGAGGCAGUAA
Endocarpon pusillum Z07020 is the source of this 1665-nucleotide messenger RNA. RefSeq lists its product as uncharacterized. Bases 1 to 1665 code for a protein of 554 amino acids. Lineage: Eukaryota; Fungi; Ascomycota; Eurotiomycetes; Verrucariales; Verrucariaceae. The transcript has a single exon. The record is from RefSeq and is a predicted model, not a curated record.